Messenger RNA from Penicillium concentricum, 591 nucleotides. RefSeq lists its product as uncharacterized. Lineage: Eukaryota; Fungi; Ascomycota; Eurotiomycetes; Eurotiales; Aspergillaceae. The transcript is spliced from 3 exons. The record is from RefSeq and is a predicted model, not a curated record. Bases 1 to 591 code for a protein of 196 amino acids.
AUGGUUAUCUGCGUCGUCGGCUCACCGCCAACCUGUUGCGACGGAGUGUGUACGGACUUGAGCUCGAGUGUUGAUAAUUGUGGAGCGUGUGAUGCGUCACCACAAGCCAACCAACCUGCUGCUCCGGAAUUUGCACCAAUAUCCUCGCAGACCCCAACCACUGCGGCGGAUGCUCAAUCCAAUGUCCCAGCGCCGUUCCAACCUGCUGUAACGGGGUAUGUGCAGAUCUUAGCACUGAUCUCGCGCACUGUGGCAGUUGCACAGCACCCCCGUGCGUGGGCUCUAGACCGGCGUGUUGCUCUGGUGUCUGUACAGAUCUGGCGACCGAAAUUGACCACUGUGGAUCUUGCUCGGCGAAUUCGUGUACUAGUGUUAAUCCCGCUUGCUGCUCGGGGACAUGCGUUGAUCUUAAUUCUGAUGCCAACCACUGCAAUUCUUGUUCGGCUUUGCCGUGUGGUGGAACACAACCUGGGUGUUGCUUUGGGCAGUGUACAGACUUAUCUACUAGUUUGCAGCAUUGUGGAUCUUGCACUGCUGCGCCGUGUACUGGCGCGCUACCAGCUUGCUGUGGUGGGACGUGUGUUGAUUUGA